Molecule: messenger RNA, 1122 nt
Organism: Populus nigra (black poplar)
Lineage: Eukaryota; Viridiplantae; Streptophyta; Magnoliopsida; Malpighiales; Salicaceae
Product: LOB domain-containing protein 27-like
Exons: 2
Coding region: 1-1122 (373 amino acids)
Source: RefSeq, a predicted model, not a curated record
AUGUCCGCUAGAGGCAUUAUCGAAGGCAACAGUAGUAAUAGUGCAAGCAAGUGUGCAUCAUGCAGGCAUCAAAGAAGACGUUGCCCCAAUGAUUGUAUUUUCCGUCCAUACUUCCCAUUAAGGAAACACGAAGAAUUUGAAUCUGCUAGAAGGGUUUUUGGGGUAAGCAACAUGGAAAGGAUGUUAAGAAGCCUUGAAGUUCAAGACAGAGCAAAGGCGGUUGAGUCCAUGAUAUGGGAAGCAUCAUGUUGGAGCAAAGACAGCAUUAAUGGGCCUCUUGGGUGUCUGAAGAGACUAAUUGAUUCAGAAAGACAGGCAAAACAGGAGAAUCAGCUGCUGCGAAAACAGUUGUACAACUUAAAUCAGUCUGGAAGGAGUACACUUACAGAGGAGAAACAGCAAAACCAAACAAACGAACCAAUGUUAAACAUGGAAGGAUCAGCGAAUGAUAAGGUUUAUGCUAUACCUAACAGUGGCAUUGCCACAAAUUAUUAUUUUGAUAGCGAAGAAGGCAUGGAAUUGCACUCGCAGGGGAACAGCUAUACACGAAAUAUUGGCAAUCAUGGUAAUGUGGCCCAAGCACCUUCUACCCCCAGCCCAACUGUACAGAUGCAACAAAGAAGAAAUCAAGAAAGCCGGCAUCAAGCAGCUAAUCCUUCUUUUCCAAUUAAUCCUCAAGAGAUUGAUCAAGGAAGAACUAUAGUGUCAUUGUCGCAAGUAAAUCCUUUCCCAUACCUAUACGGGAACGAAACUUAUGUAGGGUAUAUUGGCCUGGAUGAUCAUAUUGGCCAAAUACCUUCUGUUCACAGCCCAAUUAAUGUACAAGCACAUCAAAUAAGAAACCAGCUUGAUGAAGUUAGCAGUCAAGCAGCUUUCUUUGAUACCCCACUGGCUAAUCAUCAUCAAGAGAGUCUCCCAUCAGCUUAUAAUCAUCAAUGGAGAGGUUUCCAUGUACAUGGCCAAGCAGUGGUUAACCCUACUAUUGUUCAUGCACAACAAAUGUUAGGCCAGGGAGUGGAUUCUCAUAGAUCAGCGAAUGUUGCACCAGAACCAAGUAGGGUCAGAGGGACAAAUGUUCUUCAGGCACCUUAUCAUGUUGAUAAUCAAAAUAAUGUAAAAUGA